Dermacentor silvarum is the source of this 575-nucleotide messenger RNA. RefSeq lists its product as uncharacterized. The record is from RefSeq and is a predicted model, not a curated record. Lineage: Eukaryota; Metazoa; Arthropoda; Arachnida; Ixodida; Ixodidae. The transcript has 7 exons. Bases 57 to 575 code for a protein of 172 amino acids.
CAUAUGCAAUUUUAAAUUUGCUAGCACACUCAGAUUAAUUUUACUUUUAUGGAUGUAUGAAUGCUAGUAUACUUCAUCUACAUUGGAAUAACUUAUUGUUUGUAUGGUCUUCAGGAACCACUGCAGCUGUGGCUUCCGUUGAUGCUGCGGAGGAGCGUGUGGCACAACAGCUUGAACCUAGCAACAGGCCAUCUGGCGCCGAUGAAUCGGAAGCAGUGCAACCCCCAGGAUCCAUUACUGCUGCUACGGCCUCUACCAGCACCGCAGGGUCCACAUCAGACCAGCUUGUGCCUGGGGUACUGCCAUGUAGCAGCAGCGAACAGACGGUCCCAGAUGAGCUUGAACCCUGGACCUCACAGGAGUUGGAGGACGCUCUCAUGAGUGAGCAGCCAGAGGGCCUCCAGACAGUGAUUGGCAGCGAAAGAGACGAUGGAAAGUGGCUGCCGCCUCCUGCUGCUGCUGCUCUCUUCGGAAUAUUCAUGGGCUGCGAUGUCCCGGAGGAAGAGCAAAAAAAAAGGCUCAAGGAUGUGCGGAAGCAUCUCGCGCAGAAGCUGGGCGACGUGCGGAGAAAGUGA